Messenger RNA from Xenopus laevis (African clawed frog), 8587 nucleotides. RefSeq names its product calcium channel, voltage-dependent, L type, alpha 1C subunit S homeolog (gene cacna1c.S). The transcript has 49 exons. Gene Ontology annotation, biological process: calcium ion transmembrane import into cytosol; calcium ion import across plasma membrane; system development. NCBI's taxonomy places the organism in Eukaryota, Metazoa, Chordata, Amphibia, Anura, Pipidae. The record is from RefSeq and is a predicted model, not a curated record. Gene Ontology annotation, cellular component: dendrite; cation channel complex; L-type voltage-gated calcium channel complex. Bases 903 to 7370 code for a protein of 2155 amino acids. Gene Ontology annotation, molecular function: high voltage-gated calcium channel activity; voltage-gated calcium channel activity; monoatomic ion channel activity.
UCUGCAGAAUCAGAUCCCUGCCAGUAGCAGCAGCAGCACAGCACUCAGUGCGGGAUACGGAGCAGCAGCAUCAUCAUGUCUCCCCGACCCCGCCGCACUGACCCCUCCGUCUCUGCCUGAGCAGCUGUUCCCCCAGGGCUCGGACUGGCCGAGGAUGCAGAGUUUCUCCGCUAAGGGAGGCAGCAGAGACACCGACCAAACGAGGGGGUUUGAUGCAAUUAUGGGGAUCAGGUAAUAACCCGAGACUAAAGGAAGAAAGAGGGAGAUAGAGACACCCCAUAUCAUUAGAGCUUGGACCCCCCUCUGACUGAUCAUUAGUGGCCGACCCCCCCACCCCAGAGACCGACCCGCCGCUGGAUCCACAUCUCUAUUUCUCUGUUAUUGGAGAGAUAAAUCCCCCCAAUCCCUGGAGAGAGCCCCCCAUUCUUCAGUGGAGACAGAGCCCCCCUUCAGUGAAAACAUCACCAGCGCUAUCUCAGCUCCUCAUCACUGGACACAACCCCCUCCCCAUUAUUGGAGACCCCACCAACCUUCCUUUUCUGAAAACAGAAUUCCCCAAUAACACUAGAGACCCCUCAUUAUUGGAGACAAACACCUUACACCCCUCUUAUUUGAGAACAUUCAGACAGAAGCUCCUUGGAGACCAGACCUCCCCUAUCUGGGCACCAGCCUCUAUCUGGGCACCAGCCUCUAUCUGGGCACCAGCCUGCUUCCCUGGGCACAGAAUUUCCCUGCACUGGCCAAAUCCUCCCCCUCAUCCAACUGGACACAGCCCUGAUCUCUGGACCACUGCCUCUGGAACUGGACCUCUCUGCUGGGUGGGCACAACGCUUGGACAAGGCCUUCUCUUGAGGAUUUAUCUGGAACCUUUUAUUUUUUGAGAGAUAUAUAUAUGUUUGUAAAUGGUCAAUGAAAACGAGAGGAUGUACAUUCCAGAGGGAGACCACCCAGGUUCCAACUACACAAACCCACUGCCGGCACUUGGCACCAUGAACUCUACCCCCGGCCUGGCAAUGGAGCAUAUCGCCUCUCCAGGUGCUGCUCUGUCCUGGCAGGCCGCCAUAGAUGCAGCACGCCAGGCCAAGCUUAUGGGCAGCACAGCUAACGCCACCAUAUCCACAGUCAGCUCCACACAGAGAAAGAGGCAGCAGUACAGCAAGCAGAAAAAGCAAGGGACCACCUCAGCCACGAGGCCUCCCCGGGCGUUGCUCUGUUUGACCCUGAAAAACCCCAUCCGCCGAGCCUGCAUCAGUAUCGUAGAGUGGAAACCAUUUGAAAUUAUUAUUUUACUGACUAUCUUUGCCAACUGUGUGGCCUUAGCUGUCUACAUCCCUUUCCCAGAGGAUGAUUCCAACGCUACGAACUCCAAUCUGGAACGGGUAGAAUAUCUCUUCCUCAUCAUUUUCACAGUGGAAGCCUUCCUAAAAGUCAUCGCAUAUGGGCUUCUGUUCCACCCCAACGCUUACCUCCGCAAUGGCUGGAAUCUGCUGGAUUUCAUCAUUGUAGUAGUAGGGCUUUUUAGUGCUAUUUUAGAGCAGGCCACAAAGGCAGAUGGGGGCAGCGCCAUUGGAGGGAAAGGAGCCGGAUUUGACGUGAAAGCUCUUCGGGCGUUCAGAGUCUUGAGACCCCUAAGGCUGGUGUCUGGAGUCCCCAGUCUCCAGGUGGUGCUGAAUUCCAUUAUUAAGGCCAUGGUUCCGCUGCUGCACAUCGCUCUGCUGGUGCUGUUUGUCAUUAUUAUCUAUGCUAUAAUCGGGCUGGAGCUGUUCAUGGGCAAAAUGCACAAGACCUGCUACUAUCUGACAAAUGGAUAUCCAGAUGUCCUUGUAGAUGAAGAAUCCUCGCCGUGCGCAUUGGAGAGCAAUAAUGGGCGGCACUGUCCCAAUGGCACUGUGUGCAGAUCUGGUUGGGCGGGACCCAAACACGGUAUCACGAAUUUCGACAACUUUGCAUUUGCCAUGCUCACUGUCUUCCAGUGCAUCACCAUGGAGGGCUGGACUGAUGUUCUCUACUGGAUGCAGGACGCAAUGGGAUACGAACUGCCCUGUGUGUACUUCGUCAGCCUCGUCAUCUUCGGAUCUUUUUUCGUUCUGAACCUGGUUCUUGGUGUCCUGAGUGGUGAGUUUUCCAAAGAGAGAGAGAAGGCCAAGGCUCGAGGCGACUUCCAAAAGCUGAGGGAGAAGCAGCAGCUGGAGGAGGACCUGAAAGGCUACUUGGACUGGAUCACUCAGGCUGAGGACAUAGAUCCAGAGAAUGAAGAUGAAGAUAUAGACGAAGAUAAGCCUCGAAAUAUGAGCAUGCCAACCAGUGAAACGGAGUCGGUUAAUACAGACAACGUGGGCAGUGGCGACGUGGAAGAGGAGAGCUGCGGAGUGCGUCUCGCGCACAGGAUUUCCAAGUCUAAAUUUAGUCGAUACUGGCGACGAUGGAACCGGUUUUGCAGGAGGAAGUGUCGGGCGGCUGUAAAAUCAAACGUCUUUUAUUGGCUGGUUAUAUUUCUUGUGUUUCUGAACACGCUGACCAUUGCUUCCGAGCACUACAACCAACCGGAAUGGCUUACCGAGGUGCAAGACACGGCCAACAAAGUGCUCCUGGCUCUCUUCACAGCAGAGAUGCUUCUCAAAAUGUACAGCCUUGGCCUUCAAGCCUACUUUGUUUCCCUGUUUAAUCGCUUUGACUGCUUCAUCGUUUGCGGUGGGAUCUUGGAGACCAUAUUGGUAGAAACUAAGUUCAUGUCGCCCCUGGGGAUCUCCGUCCUGCGCUGUGUGCGCCUUCUCAGGAUUUUCAAGAUUACCAGGUAUUGGAACUCUCUGAGUAAUCUUGUGGCCUCGCUGCUGAAUUCCGUGCGCUCCAUCGCUUCCCUUCUCCUCCUUCUCUUCCUCUUCAUCAUCAUCUUCUCCCUUCUGGGGAUGCAACUCUUUGGCGGCAAAUUUAACUUUGACGAGAUGCUGACCCGCAGGAGCACGUUCGAUAACUUCCCACAGGCUUUGCUUACUGUCUUUCAGAUCCUUACUGGGGAGGACUGGAACUCAGUAAUGUAUGAUGGUAUCAUGGCUUACGGGGGACCCUCCUUUCCUGGGAUGCUUGUGUGCAUUUAUUUUAUCAUCCUCUUCAUCUGUGGAAACUAUAUACUUCUGAAUGUCUUCUUGGCCAUCGCUGUGGACAACUUGGCCGAUGCCGAGAGUCUCACUUCUGCUCAGAAGGAGGAGGAAGAAGAGAAGGAGAGGAAGAAACUGGCAAGAACUGCUAGCCCUGAGAAGAAACAGGAGAAUGAGUCUCUAGGAAAGUCUCCAGUGCCAGCGGUGGAGGAGAACAAAGAGAAGAUCGAGCUGAAGGCCAUCACAGCUGAUGGGGAGUCUCCACCCGCUACCAAGAUCAGUGUGGAAGAAUUUUCCUCAAAUGAGAAUGAGGAGAAGACCCCCUAUCCCAGCUCCAAUGAGACCCCAGGCGAAGAGGAAGAAGAAGAGCCUGAGAUGCCUGUUGGCCCUCGCCCAAGGCCCCUUUCAGAGCUGCACAUCAAGGAGAAAGCUGUCCCUAUUCCCGAAGCCUCUGCCUUCUUCAUAUUCCGUUCUAAUAACAGGUUCCGCCUCCACUGCCACACGAUAGUCAACAAUAACAUCUUCACCAACCUCAUCCUCUUCUUCAUCCUCUUGAGCAGCAUCUCUCUGGCAGCAGAAGACCCUGUGCGACACAAUUCCUUCAGGAACCAAAUCCUAGGAAAUGCUGAUUAUGUUUUCACUAGUAUCUUUACUUUAGAAAUAAUCCUCAAGAUGACGGCCUAUGGGGCUUUCUUACACAAAGGCUCCUUCUGCAGGAACUACUUCAACAUCCUGGAUCUUCUAGUGGUCAGCGUCUCCCUCAUCUCGUUCGGAAUCCAAUCCAGUGCCAUCAAUGUGGUGAAGAUCUUGCGAGUACUGAGGGUGCUGAGGCCUCUCAGAGCCAUUAACAGAGCCAAGGGGCUAAAGCACGUGGUACAGUGCGUGUUCGUGGCCAUCCGCACCAUUGGUAACAUCGUCAUUGUCACCACUCUGCUGCAGUUCAUGUUUGCUUGUAUCGGGGUACAACUUUUCAAGGGUAAGUUGUACAGCUGCACUGACAGCUCCAAGAUUACAGAGGAAGAGUGCAAAGGGAAGUACAUCUCCUAUAAGGAUGGGGACGUCUCGCAGCCCAUGAUAGUGGAUCGGAGCUGGGAGAACAACAAGUUUGACUUCGAUACUGUUCUAUCAGCAAUGAUGGCCCUCUUCACUGUCUCCACAUUUGAGGGGUGGCCGGAGCUUCUCUAUCGCGCCAUCGACUCUCACACCGAAGACGUGGGUCCCAUCUACAACCACCGUGUGGAGAUCUCCAUCUUUUUUAUCAUCUACAUCAUCAUCAUUGCCUUCUUCAUGAUGAAUAUCUUCGUGGGUUUUGUCAUCGUCACGUUUCAGGAGCAGGGGGAGCAGGAGUACAAGAACUGCGAGCUGGACAAGAACCAGCGUCAGUGUGUGGAGUACGCCCUGAAAGCUCGGCCCCUGAGGAGAUACAUACCCAAAAACCAGUACCAGUACAAAGUCUGGUAUGUGGUCAACUCCACCUACUUUGAGUACCUCAUGUUUGUGCUCAUUCUACUCAACACCAUCUGCCUCGCCAUGCAGCAUUACGGGCAGAGCUGUUCCUUCAAGGAAGCCAUGAACAUCCUUAACAUGUUGUUCACUGGGCUCUUCACGGUUGAGAUGAUCCUGAAGCUUAUUGCAUUCAAACCAAAGGGUUAUUUUAGUGACCCUUGGAAUGUCUUUGACUUUCUCAUCGUUAUUGGCAGCGUAGUUGACGUCAUUCUCAGCGAGACCAAUCACUAUUUCUGUGAUGCAUGGAACACAUUUGAUGCACUGAUAGUAGUGGGUAGCAUUGUUGAUAUAGCAAUCACCGAACUCAACCCAGGUGAACAUGCCCAAUGCUCCUCCUCUAUGAAUGUCGAGGAGAAUUCCCGCAUCUCCAUCACCUUCUUCAGGCUCUUCCGAGUAAUGAGGCUUGUGAAACUUCUCAGUCGUGGAGAAGGGAUCCGGACUCUGCUAUGGACUUUCAUCAAGUCUUUCCAGGCUCUCCCCUAUGUAGCGCUGCUUAUUGUCAUGCUGUUCUUCAUCUACGCGGUCAUUGGCAUGCAGGUUUUUGGAAAAAUUGCACUAAAUGACACCACCUCACUCAACAGGAACAAUAAUUUUCAGACUUUCCCUCAGGCAGUUCUGCUUCUCUUCAGAUGUGCCACGGGUGAAGCGUGGCAAGAGAUUAUGCUCGCCUGUCUCCCUAAUAAGCCGUGUGCUCCCGAAUCCGAAACCAGUGAAGAAAAGUGUGGCAGCAGCUUUGCCGUCUUCUAUUUUAUCAGCUUCUACAUGCUCUGCGCCUUCUUGAUCAUUAAUCUAUUUGUUGCUGUCAUUAUGGAUAAUUUUGACUAUCUGACACGGGAUUGGUCCAUAUUGGGCCCUCAUCAUUUGGAUGAAUUUAAACGUAUUUGGGCAGAGUAUGAUCCUGAAGCCAAGGGUCGCAUCAAGCAUCUGGAUGUGGUGACCCUACUGAGGAGGAUUCAGCCCCCGCUGGGCUUUGGGAAGCUGUGCCCACAUCGGGUGGCAUGCAAGCGCCUAGUGGCUAUGAACAUGCCACUGAAUAGUGAUGGGACAGUCAUGUUUAAUGCCACACUCUUUGCCCUAGUAAGGACAUCUUUGUGCAUCAAAACAGAUGGGAACCUGGAUCAGGCCAAUGAAGAGCUGAGAGCCAUCAUCAAGAAGAUAUGGAAGAGAACCAGCAUGAAACUUUUGGACCAGGUGGUGCCUCCAGCUGGGGAUGAUGAGGUCACGGUGGGAAAGUUCUAUGCCACCUUUCUGAUCCAAGAGUAUUUCCGAAAAUUCAAGAAACGCAAAGAGCAAGGGCUUGUGGGUAAACCUUCCCAGAGAAACGCAUUGUCACUGCAGGCCGGCCUGCGCACUCUGCACGACAUUGGCCCCGAGAUCCGCAGAGCUAUUUCUGGGGACCUGACAGCUGAGGAGGAGCUGGACAAGGCAAUGAAGGAGGCCGUGUCUGCUGCAUCUGAGGAUGAUAUCUUUAGGAGGGCUGGAGGGCUCUUUGGGAACCAUGUUGGUUAUUACCAGAGUGAAGUCCGAAGUGGGUUUCCUCAGACCUUCACUACCCAGCGGCCUCUGCAUAUCAACAAGACGUCGGGCGGCCCAGGGGAUUUGGACUCUCCUUCCCAUGAGAAGUUGGUGGAUUCUACCUUCACCCCCAGCAGCUACUCAUCCUCCGGCUCCAACGCCAACAUCAACAACGCCAAUAACACGGCCCUGGUGCUCCUGCCCUGUUACCGGAGUACCGUGAGCACCGUGGAGGGACAGAGCCGGCCCGUGGCCUCCCGUGGCUCCUGGAAACUUGGAUCUAAGAGGACAUGCCAGUGCGAAAUUUGGGGACGCUCCGUGUCCAGAGACAGCCGCCUGCCUAUAAUCUCUCGGGAGGAGGCUUCGCAGGAUGAGACGUACGACGCCAGCGAAGAGGUGGAAUAUAACAGCGAGCCCAGCCUGUUGUGCUCAGAAAUGUUCUCCGAUCAGGACGAGGAAAGCCGACAGCUGACCCCCUCGGAGGGAGAAGUGGAGAGGGGGCUUUGCCUGUCCCCCAAGAAAGGUUUCCUGCGUUCAGCUUCUUUAGGAAGGAGAGCGUCGUUCCAUUUGGAGUGCCUGAGGAGGUAUCGGCACCAGGGGGCGGAAACGUCGUCGCCCAAAACGGUGUUGCCGCAGCUUCAUCUGGUGCAUCAUCAGGCGUUAGCAGUGGCGGGUCUCAGCCCUUUACUAAGGCGGAGUCACUCGCCCACAGCCUUCUCACGUCUCUGUUCCACGCCGCCUGCCACGCCACGCCCCCGAGGAGGCUGGACACAGCAAACCGUGCCAAUGUUACGGCUGCAUGGAGAGCCAGGCUCUCGGGAAAACCUGAACAGUAGCUUUCCUUCCAUCCACUGCAGUGACUGUAGUAUAGAGCGUAACCGUCCCACCUCCCUUACAGUCCCCUGCCACCCACGGGAGCAAGGCAGGCAGCACCAUGGCAGCGCCAGCAGUUUAGUAGAAGCGGUGCUGAUCUCCGAAGGGCUGGCGCAGUUUGCUCAGGACCCCCGCUUUCUCCAGGUAGCGACCCACGAGCUGGCCGACGCCUGCGACAUGACGAUAGAGGAGAUGGAGACUGCAGCCGACAGUUUUUUGAAUGGCAAGGCCAGCCCCAACGGGAAACCGUCACCAUUCUCUAACCGCAGGGACCAGGGGCUGGACUGUGCGGGGGGUGGGUCAGAGGAGACAGGACUCUCACCGGAAUACCAGGACAGUGAUGAGCAGGAGGACUGCCGAGUGUAUGUAAGCAGCCUGUAGCCACCAAGCCUCUCACAGAGCCAGGAAGAUGCCCAGCUUGUCGGAGAGUGGAUGUUUUCAGGGGGAGUUUUUGGGCUCCUUUCUCAGUUUCUUUUUGUUUUUUCUUUGUGUUCCUAAAUGGGUUUGUUUCAGAAGUGCCUCACUGUUCUCGUAACCUGGUGUGACCAGAACAGCGUUCCUCAUCCAUUUAAGUUGGGGAGGGAGGGGGGGAGAAUGGUGGCCAGAGCUGACUUUCUGUAUCUCCAGAGGAAGUGGUUCCGGAAUCACCUUGGGAGUCCAAACGUGGAGGUCCUUCACAUCUACACCAUGUUCCUUCUUCAUCCAUAAUCACCACCGAAGCUGAAGGUCAUCUGAAACCAGCUUAGAGAAGGUCAACUAAUGGCCUCUCAGCUAGUCCCACCAGUGGUCCUAUCCAUCCAAUGGCUGAGAAUGAGAAAUGGCCCAACGGAAGGGUCAAUGGCUUCCAAUCCAUGUCUGAGAGGGUCUCCUGUACCUUCUGUAGCUCAGCCAUCAAAGGAAUCCCAUGAUUCAACCCACAAUGGGGUUAAGGGGUGCAAUGGGGGCGGGGCAUGCAUAGGGUUGCCACCUGGCCGAUAAAAAUUAUGGUUGAUCCCAGUGUUAUUAAUAGGAAAAAAAGCUGAAUAUAUAGGAAGGCCUGUAUUUUUUUCCUGAAAAGGUGGUAACCCUAGGCCUGCAAGUCACACAGAUAGUGGUGUAUACCAGUAGGCCGAUCCAGGCAAACUCCUUGGGCCCAAGUAUUUAGGAGGCCACCGAGCAGGGGUGGAGCUGGGGUGUGACAGGGGAGGAGCAGGGGUUGGAUGGGGAGGGGCAUAGCCUAGGGCCAAUGCAGCCAUUAAUUCGCCUCUGAGUACCCCUCUUUAUAUACUUGCCCCCAUCUGCACAAUCAAAUGUCCAUGGCCCUGUAGCCUUAAAGGGGUGGUUAUUUAUAAUUUAACAGAUGGGAAGGGCUGCUUCAUCACUCAUAUAUAAAUCAUGCCCCUUUAAUAUGCUGGACUGCAGCAUUCCCAUGGGGUUACAAGGGCUUUAUAGAGAAGAAAAUAGAAUUAUAUAAAUGACCAUGUCUACAUUGAUGCACCCUUAAUCCUCGGCCUGCAGCUGCCAAACUGGACAAGACUGGAGCGAGUUGUGGGUCAAGGAGAGUUAAAGGAACAAAAUGUUAAUUUUAAUAACAUUAAAAUGAUGUACUUUGCCUUUUA